Messenger RNA from Rhinichthys klamathensis goyatoka, 1720 nucleotides. RefSeq names its product decapping mRNA 1A (gene dcp1a). The coding region runs from base 41 to 1372 and encodes 443 amino acids. Gene Ontology annotation, molecular function: mRNA binding; enzyme activator activity. Gene Ontology annotation, biological process: deadenylation-independent decapping of nuclear-transcribed mRNA; deadenylation-dependent decapping of nuclear-transcribed mRNA; positive regulation of catalytic activity. Gene Ontology annotation, cellular component: P-body. The record is from RefSeq and is a predicted model, not a curated record. Lineage: Eukaryota; Metazoa; Chordata; Actinopteri; Cypriniformes; Leuciscidae. The transcript has 10 exons.
GUGUGUGUCCUGGAAUGUGCUCCGUGUAGUCGCAGUGAAGAUGGAGUGUGUGAAUAAAGCGGGGCAUCUGAUGAGUCUCGCGGCUCUACAACAGCAUGAUCCCUAUAUAGUCAAACUGCUGGAUGUCACCGGGCAGGUCGCGCUCUAUACUUUCAACUCCAAAGCAAACGAAUGGGAGAAGACUGAGAUUGAAGGCACAUUAUUUGUUUACGCCAGGUCGGCGUCUCCCCAUCAUGGCUUCACAAUCAUGAAUCGUUUGAGUACAGAAAACUUAGUGGAGCCCAUUAAUAAAGACUUGGAGUUCCAGCUCCAGGACCCUUUCCUUCUGUACAGGAACGGCAACCUGGGCAUCUACAGUAUUUGGUUCUACGAUAAGGCCGACUGCCAGCGGAUCGCACAGCUCAUGCUACAGAUCGUGAAGCAGGAGGCGUUUCGAGCGCAGUGUGUGUCUCCCGACAGAGGCUCGAGUGGCAGGACCAACGGCCUGGUUCAGACCAAACCCACAGAUAUCCUGGAGCUGCUCAGCAAGGCCAAAGAGGAGUACCACAGGAGUCAGUCGACAGAGAGAGAGGUUGAGGUGAACUGUGAGUCUGUGCCGUCACAGGAGAAGAGAGACGAGAUCACAGCAGCUCAACAGGAGAAGUCGAGUCACUCAGUCGUGAAGCAGAUCACAGUGGAAGAGCUUUUCGGCAGCUCUUUCCCCAAAGACCCGUCCCAGUCCCAGUCCCAGUCCCCAGCGUACGGUCCUCCUCUCCUCUCCUGUGACCCGGGCGGCCCGGCGCUGGUCUCUCUGUUCCAGACCCGAGACUCGAGAACGAAUGCUUCACACACGCAGGAGACGGGGCGUCGAGGUUCGGCUGGUCCUCCAACUCCUGCGUAUAUGAGUCCUCUCACAGAGGCUCAUGGGAUAGCGGUUCCCCUGCCAGGGUUCAGGCCCGGCCCGCUGGUCACGCCACAGAGCUUCAGAGAGACCGGCUGCAAAGCUACAGGCUCUUUCCCAGGGAAGAGUCCAGCGCCGGCUCAGGCGAACACGUCCAGCAACGCCUUCAUGAGUAAAGAGGUGAACGCUUUUACACCGUCCCUGGCUCUGGUCAAACCCACUCCAGCGGGGCCAGUCGUCCAGGGGGAGGAGUCUUCUCUGCUACUGUCUCCUAGUGUAUUUCAGCAUUUCAUCACCAAGACCCCGGAUCCCCCCAGAAAGCCCCUGUCCCCGACGCCCCCCCCCACAGACCUUCCCCCGGCCCACUACAACCGCAACCAGCUGCAGGACACACUCAUACAUCUCAUCAAGAAUGACGCACAUUUCCUCAGUGCGAUCCACGAGGCGUACGUACAGAGCAUCUCUAAAGGCCUCAACAACAUCAAGCUAUAGCCACAGUCUCACACAUCACGAGCCGUCUCAGAUUCACUGAGCACACACACACACACGCAACAACCCAUCGACACUCCCAACAAGCGUGAUGUUCCUGCUGGAAUCCUGAUUUAUCCCCGUCGGCCAAUCAUUACUUCAAUUAUGUUCAGGGACUUGUGCAAUAAGAAGCAUUGGAAAAUUGCUUUUCAUUUACGGCGUAUGGAUAUGAUCCAGUAUCCCAGUCUCAGUGGUGUUUUACUGUUAAACCAGUAUGUUUGAGUGUUAUAUUGAAUUAUAUUUGGAUUUGAAGAGUAGGAUGUGCACUUAUUCCCUAUUUUCUCAUAAACUCACUUUUUGGGCCUAAAAAUC